This is a messenger RNA of Calypte anna (Anna's hummingbird), 10734 nucleotides long. It is a transcript of the gene DICER1, whose product is annotated as dicer 1, ribonuclease III. The transcript is spliced from 29 exons. The coding region runs from base 300 to 6059 and encodes 1919 amino acids. The record is from RefSeq and is a predicted model, not a curated record. Gene Ontology annotation, molecular function: ribonuclease III activity; protein binding; ATP binding. Lineage: Eukaryota; Metazoa; Chordata; Aves; Apodiformes; Trochilidae. Gene Ontology annotation, biological process: pre-miRNA processing; apoptotic DNA fragmentation; siRNA processing. Gene Ontology annotation, cellular component: RISC complex; nucleus; cytoplasm.
GGGGAAAUGGCGGCGGCGGCGGUAGCGGCACAAUGAGACGCGGCCUGUAGUGGAGGGAAGCGCCGGGCUGGGUCCCGUCCGAGCAGGUUACCUAGGGUGAAACAAAAUUACAGGCUUGGAGACUCUGGAAAAGCUCAGCAUCAGCAUUUGAGAGCCGAAGCUUGCAAAUUAUGUGAUUAAUCUACAAGCUGAUAUCAUGAUGUCAAAAUGCAGUUUGGAAAGCAUAAACACAGAGACUGCGGAAAUUAAAACGGCUGUGCUGGAACAAAAAUGCAAUGAAAGAAACACUGGAUGAAUGAAUGAAAAGCCCUGCUUUGCAAUCCCUCAGCAUGGCAGGACUACAGCUCAUGACCCCUGCUUCCUCCCCAAUGGGUCCAUUUUUUGGAUUACCAUGGCAACAAGAAGCAAUUCAUGAUAACAUUUACACGCCAAGGAAAUAUCAGGUUGAACUGCUUGAAGCAGCUUUGGAUCAUAAUACAAUAGUCUGCUUAAACACUGGCUCAGGGAAGACUUUUAUUGCAGUACUACUCACUAAAGAGCUGUCCUAUCAGAUCAGGGGAGAUUUCAACAAAAAUGGAAAAAGAACUGUGUUCUUGGUUAACUCAGCAAAUCAAGUUGCUCAACAAGUAUCAGCUGUCAGGACACAUUCUGAUCUUAAAGUGGGAGAGUAUUCAAGUUUAGAGACAACUGAAUCAUGGACAAAAGAGAAAUGGAGUCAGGAAUUCUCUAAGCAUCAGGUUCUAGUUAUGACAUGUCAUGUUGCUUUGAGUGUUCUGAGAAAUGAGUAUUUAUCUCUGUCAAAUAUUAAUCUUCUGGUGUUUGAUGAAUGCCAUCUUGCAAUCCAGAAUCACCCAUACCGUGAAAUUAUGAAGAUCUGUGAGGAUUAUCCAUCGUGUCCUCGAAUCUUGGGAUUAACAGCAUCAAUUUUAAAUGGGAAAUGUGAUCCUGCUGACUUAGAAGAGAAGAUCCAGAAACUGGAGAAAAUUUUAAAGAGCAAUGCUGAAACCGCAACUGAUUUGGUGGUCUUAGACAGAUAUACUUCUCAGCCAUGUGAGAUUGUUGUAGACUGUGGACCAUAUACUGACAAAAGUGGAUUGUAUGGAAGAUUACUGAAGGAAUUGGAUGAAGCCCUUACUUUUCUAAAUGACUGCAACAUAUCUGUACAUUCAAAAGAAAGAGAUUCUACGUUAAUUUCAAAGCAGAUACUGUCAGACUGUCGAGCUGUGUUGGUUGUUCUGGGACCGUGGUGUGCAGAUAAGGUAGCUGGAAUGAUGGUGAGAGAGCUGCAGAAGUAUAUCAAACACGAGCAAGAGGAGCUGCACAGGAAAUUUUUAUUGUUUACAGACACUUUCCUAAGGAAAAUCCAUGCACUCUGUGAAGAGCACUUCUCGCCUGCCUCACUUGACCUGAAAUUUGUAACCCCAAAAGUAAUAAAGCUGCUUGAAAUCUUGCGCAAAUAUAAACCAUAUGAACGGCAGCAGUUUGAGAGUGUUGAAUGGUAUAACAAUAGGAACCAGGAUAAUUACGUAUCUUGGAGUGAUUCUGAAGAUGAUGAUGAGGAUGAAGAAAUAGAGGAGAAAGAGAAGCCAGAGACUAAUUUCCCAUCUCCUUUCACUAAUAUUUUGUGUGGAAUCAUUUUUGUGGAAAGAAGAUACACAGCAGUUGUUCUAAAUAGGUUGAUAAAAGAAGCUGGCAAGCAAGAUCCAGAACUGGCUUAUAUCAGUAGCAAUUUUAUAACUGGACAUGGCAUUGGCAAGAACCAGCCUCGUAACAAGCAGAUGGAAGUAGAAUUCAGAAAACAGGAAGAGGUUCUUAGGAAAUUUCGAGCUCAUGAGACCAACCUACUUAUUGCUACUAGUAUUGUAGAAGAGGGUGUUGACAUCCCAAAAUGCAACUUGGUGGUGCGUUUUGAUUUGCCUACAGAAUACCGUUCCUAUGUGCAGUCAAAAGGAAGAGCCAGAGCACCAAUUUCCAAUUACAUUAUGUUAGCAGAUACAGACAAAAUCAAAAGCUUUGAAGAAGAUCUUAAGACAUACAAAGCAAUUGAGAAGAUCCUCAGAAACAAAUGCUCAAAAUCUGUUGAUGCCAAUGAAAGUGAAACUGAAUCCAUUGUUGAUGAUGAUGACAUAUUUCCACCCUAUGUGUUGAGGCCAGAGGAGAACAGCCCAAGAGUUACUAUCAACACUGCUAUUGGACACAUAAAUAGGUACUGUGCUAGAUUACCAAGUGAUCCAUUUACACACCUAGCUCCCAAGUGUAAAACCCGAGAACUACCUGAUCACACGUUUUACUCCACUCUCUACCUGCCAAUCAACUCACCUCUUCGAGCUUCAAUUGUUGGUCCUCCAAUGAGUUGUGCAAGACUGGCUGAGAGAGUUGUGGCUCUUAUUUGCUGUGAAAAGCUGCACAAAAUUGGUGAACUGGAUGAUCAUUUGAUGCCAGUUGGUAAAGAAACGGUUAAAUAUGAGGAGGAGCUUGAUUUACAUGAUGAAGAAGAAACUAGUGUACCAGGAAGGCCAGGCUCUACAAAAAGAAGACAGUGCUAUCCUAAAGCUAUUCCAGAAUGUUUGAGGAAUAGUUAUCCCAAACCUGAUCAGCCCUGUUACCUGUAUGUAAUAGGGAUGGUGUUGACAACUCCUCUGCCUGAUGAGCUCAACUUCAGGAGACGAAAGCUGUAUCCUCCUGAGGAUACAACAAGGUGUUUUGGCAUAUUGACAGCCAAACCUAUACCUCAGAUUCCUCACUUUCCUGUGUAUACUCGCUCUGGAGAGGUUACAAUAUCUAUUGAGCUUAAGAAGUCUGGUUUUACUUUGUCUCUGCAAAUGCUUGAGCUGAUAACACGACUCCAUCAGUACAUUUUUUCACAUAUUCUUCGUCUUGAGAAACCUGCACUAGAGUUCAAACCCACAGAAGCUGAUUCAGCCUAUUGUGUUCUACCUCUUAAUGUUGUUGAUGACUCCAGCACUUUGGACAUUGACUUUAAGUUUAUGGAAGACAUUGAGAAAUCUGAGGCACGUACAGGCAUUCCUAGUACACAAUAUACAAAAGAAAUGCCUUUUAUCUUCAAGUUAGAAGAUUACCAGGAUGCGGUUAUCAUUCCACGGUAUCGAAAUUUCGAUCAGCCUCAUCGAUUCUAUGUAGCUGAUGUAUACACUGAUCUUACGCCACUCAGUAAAUUCCCUUCCCCUGAAUACGAAACUUUUGCUGAGUAUUAUAAAACCAAGUAUAAUCUUGAUCUGACCAAUCUCAACCAGCCACUGCUGGAUGUGGACCACACAUCUUCAAGACUUAAUCUUUUGACUCCUCGCCAUUUGAAUCAGAAGGGGAAAGCGCUUCCACUAAGCAGUGCUGAAAAGAGGAAAGCAAAGUGGGAAAGUUUGCAGAAUAAGCAGAUACUGGUUCCAGAGCUCUGUGCUAUCCAUCCUAUUCCAGCGUCAUUGUGGAGAAAAGCAGUUUGCCUCCCCAGCAUACUGUAUCGCUUGCACUGCCUCUUGACAGCAGAGGAACUAAGAGCUCAAACAGCCACUGAUGCUGGUGUAGGGGUUAAAUCACUUCCUGCCGAUUUCAGAUAUCCUAACUUGGACUUCGGAUGGAAAAAGUCUAUUGACAGCAAAUCCUUCAUCUCUAUUCCUAACUCCUCUUUAGCAGAGAAUGAAAAUUACUGUAAGCACAGCACAAUUGUAGUCCCUGAAAAUGCUGCACAUCAAGGUGCUAAUAGAACCUCUUCUGCAGAAAACCAUGACCAAAUGUCUGUGAGUUACAGAACAUUGCUCAAUGAGUCACCCAGUAAACUACAAAUUGAUGUCUCGGCAGAACUUGCAGCAAUUAAUGGUGUUUCUUAUAAUAAAAAUCUUGCCAAUGGCAAUUGUGAUUUAGUUAACAGAGACUUUUGCCAAGGAAAUCAGCUGAAUUACUGCAGGCAGGAAAUACCUGUGCAACCAACUACCUCAUAUCCCAUUCAGAAUUUAUACAGCAGUGAGAACCAGCCCAAGCCCAGCAAUGAAUGUACUCUACUGAGUAAUAAAUACCUUGAUGGAAAUGCUAACAGAUCUACCUCAGAUGGAUGCCCCAAAAUGGCAGUGACCACCAGUACUUCAAAAGCUAUUAAUCUUUCAAAAGACAAAGCAGAUACUGAAAAUAACCCUUCCAGUGGGUACUCCUCAAAAACUCUUGGUCCUAAUCCUGGUCUCAUUCUGCAAGCUUUGACUCUUUCAAAUGCUAGUGAUGGAUUUAAUCUGGAGCGACUAGAAAUGCUUGGUGAUUCAUUUUUAAAGCAUGCCAUCACUACAUACUUAUUUUGCACUUACCCUGAUGCUCAUGAGGGACGGCUGUCAUAUAUGAGAAGCAAAAAAGUCAGCAACUGUAACUUGUAUCGCCUUGGAAAAAAGAAAGGACUGCCCAGUCGUAUGGUGGUAUCGAUUUUUGAUCCCCCUGUCAAUUGGCUUCCUCCUGGUUACAUAGUAAACCAGGACAAGAGCAACAGUGAUAAGUGGGAGAAAGAUGAAGUGACGAAGGAGAACUUGUUGGCUAAUGGUAAACUUGAUAAUUAUGAUGUUGAAGAGGAUGAAGACCUAAUGUGGAGGUUACCCAAGGAAGAAACAGACUUUGAAGAUGAUUUUCUGGAGUAUGAUCAGGAACAUAUCAAAUUCAUUGAUAACAUGUUAAUGGGAUCAGGGGCUUUUGUGAAGAAAAUUUCUCUCUCACACUUUUCAACCACUGAUUCAAACUAUGAGUGGAAAGCACCCAAAAAGUCAUCCCUGGGUAAUGUUCAGUUUUCAUCAGAUUUUGAUGAUUUUGACUAUAGCUCUUGGGAUGCCAUGUGCUAUCUGGAUCCUAGCAAGGCUGUUGAAGAGGAUGAUUUUGUAGUGGGCUUCUGGAAUCCAUCUGAAGAAAACUGUGGUGUUGAUGCAGGAAAACAGUCUAUCUCAUAUGACUUGCAUACAGAGCAGUGUAUUGCUGACAAAAGCAUUGCAGACUGUGUGGAAGCCCUGUUGGGCUGCUAUCUGACCAGCUGUGGUGAAAGAGCUGCUCAGCUUUUCCUGUGUUCAUUGGGGCUGAAGGUGCUCCCUGUAAUUAAAAAGACUGAUUGGGAAGGUACUUUGUGUGCUACCAGAGAGAAUUGUAACAGGGAGCAGCAAGAUCUUUCACCAAACUCUGUUUCUGCUUCUGUAGCUAAUUCAGAGCCUUGUCAGUAUAAAGACCUGGAGUAUGGCUGUUUGAAGAUUCCACCGAGGUGUAUGUUUGAUCACCCAGAUGCUGAAAAAACCCUAAAUCAUCUUAUUUCUGGUUUUGAAAACUUUGAGAAGAAAAUAAACUACAGUUUUAAAAACAAGGCUUAUCUUCUUCAGGCAUUUACUCAUGCCUCAUACCAUUAUAAUACCAUUACUGAUUGUUACCAGCGCUUAGAAUUCCUGGGGGAUGCAAUUUUGGACUACCUCAUAACCAAGCACCUUUAUGAAGACCCACGGCAACACUCUCCAGGAGUUCUUACUGACCUACGAUCUGCUCUAGUCAAUAAUACCAUUUUUGCAUCAUUAGCUGUAAAGUAUGACUACCACAAGUACUUCAAAGCUGUCUCUCCUGAACUGUUUCAUGUUAUUGAUGACUUUGUGCAGUUUCAAAUGGAAAAGAAUGAAAUGCAAGGAAUGGAUUCUGAGCUCAGAAGAUCUGAAGAAGAUGAAGAAAAAGAGGAAGACAUUGAAGUACCAAAGGCCAUGGGGGAUAUAUUUGAGUCCCUUGCUGGUGCCAUUUAUAUGGAUAGUGGAAUGUCUUUGGAAAUGGUUUGGCAAGUGUACUAUCCAAUGAUGAGGCCAUUAAUAGAAAAAUUUUCUGCUAAUGUGCCCCGUUCCCCAGUGCGAGAGCUACUGGAGAUGGAGCCAGAGACAGCCAAAUUUAGCCCUGCAGAAAGAACUUACGAUGGAAAGGUCAGAGUAACAGUGGAAGUUGUAGGAAAGGGAAAGUUUAAAGGCGUCGGCAGAAGCUACAGGAUUGCCAAAUCUGCAGCUGCAAGAAGAGCACUACGAAGCCUCAAAGCAAAUCAACCUCAGGUCCCAAGCUGAGACUCCUCUUAAAAAUAAAUAAAACGGGGGGGAAAAAACCCACAUACAAAUAAAGCAAAUUUUAAAAAAUGCUGAUGUUGAGAGGAACAAAUUGGAAGACAGAAUUUAAAGUUUGUUUGAUAACAGAGUAGAUAACAAAACAUUUAACAUGUAUAAAAUUUUGGAACUAAUUGUAGUUAUAGUUUUUUGCGCAAACACAAUCUUGUCUUCUUUCCUCACUUCUGCUUUGUUUAAUCACAAGAGUGCUUUAAUGAUGACAUUUAGCAAGUGUUCAGAAUAACUGUUGUCAGGUCUUUUUGGUUUACUUUUAUUGGCAGUACAGCUUUGCUUAGUGUUAGAAGGCCAGGGAGCUUAUGCCUAAUGCAGUUGCUAGAUUUAUAUAUAGUAAUCUUGAAAUUCUUCAAUCUGUGCACUAGUGCCAGUCAUAAAGCAGUUGAUAAACUGUACUGGAUGAUUUGGUAUAAGAAAGAAUUAAGUGUGCCAGUAUUCUUCUUUUUGUGGUUUGUUUCUUUGGUUUUUUCUAUUUUUUUUUUUCUCUCCAUGUCAUCUUUUUACAUUGAGAUGGCAUUCCCAAUCAUUAUUGCACUUAUUUGUUAGGGACAGAUUUUAAUUGAAAUGGCUGGCAUACUGGUAGAAUGAAAAUUCAGUUUCCUUAUGCCACACAGUCUUGCAUAAAAAAAAAAAAGGUUCUUGCCUUAAAAUUAAAUAAACCCUCAUUAAUAAUUUUUAAUUUAUGAUCUCUUUUGGAACAAACUGUUUUACAUUCCCUUCAUUUUGUUAUGCAUUUUACAGUGAUACAGCUCUAUAUUUACAGUACAACUCAUUACUAUAGUUGUGACUUAUUACAGGAUUAUAAUAGAAAUUGUAUUCAUAUAUAUGUGAUUAGGUUAUUUUUAACAAUUCUGAGGAGUUGGUUAGUCUACAGUUUUUUUUAUACCAUAAAAAAUGUGGUCUUUGGCUGAAAUUCCAAUUUUACACAAACCUGCAAGCUAGAUAGCUCCAAUACUGGAAACAGUAAUGAAUUGCACAGUGCAAACUGUCACUCUGACAAAAUAACCUUAGACAUAUCACACCUAAAAUAUGCUGCAGAUUUUAUAGUCAAUUGGUUACAUAUUUAACAAACAGAGCACCUUUACACUUAGAUAUUUCCACGUAAAUUUCUUACUGUACUUUUCAGAGUUGCAUGCAUAUUUCAUCUACCAAAGCUGUGCUGUUGAAUAACAUGGAAGAUGAUGUUUGAGAUAUAACUGCCGUACUUUUGAUACAUCUGUGAUUUAGGUCCUUAAUUUAGAGAAACUAGCUCAUUGGUGUUUUGGUCUACUAGGGUUGGGGGGAAAAUCAUACUUUUAUUUUUUAGGCUUUGCCUAUACUUCUUUAAUUAGAUUUUUGUAGGCACUCUUCACUUAAAUACCUCAGUUCUUUUUUUCUUUUCUUUUCCUUCUUGUUUUUUUUGUUUGUUUUUUGGGUUUUUUGUUUGUGGGUUGGUUUGUUUUUUUUUUUUUUUUUUUUUUUUUGCAUGCAUUGUUUUUCUGUUUUGGUGCUAUGUUUAUAUAUUAUGCUUGAAAUUUUAAUUUUUUGCACUGUAACUAUAAUACCUCUUAAUUUACCUUUUAAAAAAGCUGUGGGUCUCGUAUUCCCACCAAUAUCAGUAGAGGUUUGCUGCAAUUAUGCCCUGUUAAUUAUGCUUGAAGUUUGAGAAAGCAGAGCAAGGUGUUUUAACGUUUUCCAGCACAGUAGUUUGAACUUGAUGCUGUGUCUUAUGUAUUAAAUUACAAAUAAAUACUGUAUUUCCUGCUUUUAAACCCCAUUCCUUUCAUCACAGAUGCUCAUUAAAACAAAAUAAAAACUGUCAGCUCUUGCUUUCUUAACAAAAAAUUAAAUAAAUGCCUUAGUGACAAGGGGUAGUCAUUAAGCUUUUCUGAAAUACAGUUUUUAAAAGUUCAUGUAUUUUCUAUCUCAGUCAUUUUUCAUUCUGCACAAAGGACCAUUCUUGUAUUUGAAAGCAGCAUUGUUAUUAUAGUCAGAUGGAGACUUAAAAUACUAACUUAUUAAAAAUUCUAGCAUCUGCUUAUUGCUUCAGUACUGGAAAUGUAACAGGGAAGUGUAAGAUAUGAAAGUUUUGAUGUGAAUAAAACAAAAUGUAAAUGAGAUGGAACAGUAAAACCAUGCAGACUAAAUUUUCAAAAGUAAAUAGCUUUGAGUUUGCUGUUUAAAAAAGGAAAAUAUUCACCAAUUUAAGUUACAGCAUUUCCUUUGUGGUAGACAUGAAAAAAUUAGAAAAAAUGCAUGGUCACUAAUAUUAAUGAUUCUGUGUUUCUGCAUUACGAAAAACUAAAUUUUGUUGGUCUUUGCCUAAAAUUUCUUACUGGUUGUUACAAGGUUAUAGAUUCUCAGGGGUUUCAGGUGAUUCUUCACAGUAAAGUGCUAUGGAGUGCUUCAGUGCAAAGAAAAUUAACUGAACUUGCUCUGUGUUUCAGAAUAAUUUAAUGAUCACUUUGUUACUAGUUGAAGCCUAUUAAUUGGAAAUCUGAAAUGUGUAGUGGCUGACUAUAAAGUAGUUUCUGCUGCUGAAGCAUUUUUAAAUGCGUUUUAAAUACCGUAAUGUUUUCCAGUGUGACCUCAUUGAAAUAUUUUUUAUCCUUUGAGAUGAAAAUUCGUAUUAGUUUCCAUGUUAUACAUCUGUGUGUUUUACCCUGCAGUUGAUGCGAUUUUGAUAUUGAACAAUGUAUGCUAUUAAAGACCUAAAUCUGAUCAUUUGAAGGUUGGGAUAGAAAUCACUUGACAUGCUAUAAGCACAAGUGGAAGUGGACUGUUGGAACCCAUCUUCAAAAGCAACCACACAAGCUCAUCAUUAAUAGUGUGGGGGUUAGUUGGCAUGAACCUUGUUUUGUUUUGUUUUUUUAAUCUAAGUCCUGUUAUACUGUACUUUAAACAGUCCUCCUAACUAUGCUGCGUUUUUAUUUUUAUGGCUUUUUUUGCGCUGUUCUGUUCAUGUAGCACAAAUAAGCAUUGCACUUGGUACCAUGCUUUACCUCAUUUCAAGGAAAAAAUGCUUAACAGAGAGGAAAAAUGUGGUUUGGCCUUGCUGCUGUUCUGAUUUACUGAAUUUGAAAAAGAUAAUUAUAAUGCCUGCAAUGUGUCAUUUACUUGCACAACUUAAAUAGGUCAUUUGUAGUGUCUGUGGCAUUUUUACUGUAUGUGGAAAAAUACAACAAAGAUGUGUAAAAACUCUUGAUUGUAUUUUAAAGCUAUUGUUUUUCUACUACAUCAUUUUACUGUUAUGUGAAGUAGUUUGAAUUAGAAUGACCUCUGACACUCCAAUCUCUGAACAAACCAACAUAUUAUGCACAUGAUGUAGUUUUUGCAAGAAGACAGCCCCUAGUAAUUUGGUCAACCUCAACUAAAUCUCUGCUCACUCUAGAAUAUUGAGUGCUCAAUAGUGGCUUCUGAAGUGUUUGUUCAGCUUGAUGCUGCUAAAGUCCAUACAGAAGAAAAGCCUACUAUUUUUAAAUCUUAUUACAAGAUAGUAUGUUGUGACUGCAGAGUACAGAACUUGGGCAGGAAGCAGUUUCAGUGCUGGGAAGGAAUUCAGUGGUGGCCCAGGGAUGAGGUGCCAGAUCCUCAGCAGGUGCAAAUUGAUGUGGUAUUUUAAUCAAUUGAACUGCAUUAUUUUACAUACCUGAAGAUCUUGUGCUUAUACGUAUGUUGCAGAGUUUGGGUUUUCUUCCUAGCAAGCAAAUAAAGACCAUAAACUGAAAAUGUGGUUUUUAUGUUGCUGCAUACGACAUAACCAUGCUCCAUGCAUUUUAUCUGUAUAGAAGGUGAAAUGUUCACAUCCCAGUCACAGCAGCACAUGUAAUCCAAAAUUGACAAUUAGCACCAUGGUCUGCUGUGAUUCUACACUUGCCUCUGUCUGACAGUAUUCUGGGUUUCUGUGUUUUGGGUGGGGUUCCCUCCAAAAAACCCCCAUCGCCUUGGAAAUCUCUGUGUUUGUUACAUCAGUGAAGGGAGAAGGAGUUUUAUUUUUGGUACUUAAUUACUGAUAUUAAUCCUUUUCUAAUUGCUCUAAUUUUCAAAAAGUUAAUUUCUUUACUUUCACAUUAGGUUUAAAAUUUAAAACGCUACAGUUCAUGACCAUGAAAUGUAAUCUAAAUGUCAACUGUAACUCUAUCUGAAUUAUGUUUGCAAGUAUCUAGAGGUCAUUGUAGUAUACUCCACUAGCAGUUAAAAUUAACUUCUGUCAAAGCUUACUACAUUUCUUAAAAAUAAAUUUUAUCCAAUGAAAUCCAUGGGGUUUUUACCUCUUUUAUUUGAAUGGCAACCACAGACUAAUUGCUUUGUAGAUGCACUCAGAAUUUACUGCAGCAGCAAGUUGGAGAGAAAAAUGUUUGUGAACAAGAAUUGGAAAUUGCAGGCAUUUUUAUUGUAUAUAGUUUGACUGAAAAGGUGGUUAAAAUCAAGUAGAAUGAAUAACAUAUAAUUUGAUGGACAAUAAAAUAUUUACCAUCACAUGCUGCAGCUGUCUUUAAGGGACAUAAAAUGUAAUUCAUUCAUACUGUAAUCAUGCUGCAGAAGUUUGCAAUCUGCACCUUAUGGAUCACAAUUACCUUUAAUAGUUUUUUGUAAUAAUUGUAGCUGAGUAUAUCUCCAAUAAAGUUAUGGUCUGUUCAUCUUG